CCGGGGUGGCCGGGUCAGGGGUGGGGCCUACCUGAAAAGAAGCCCCGCCCCUCGCGGAGGAGGGCUGGGCUGUGGUUCUAAAUCUCUGCUUUUGGUCUCGCGGGGCGCGUUUCCAGGCGAAUUUGGGGAAGUGAGAGACGCACCCGGCAGGGCCCAGCUCGUGACCCUGCACCCUGCCGUCACGAGGCCGAUUUUCCCAUGGCGCCGCUGCGCUCGCUGCUCCUCGCCGUGCUGCUGGCCGUUCCGGCCGGGGCGCUGACCUGCUACGGGGACUCGGGGAAGCCUGUGGACUGGUUUGUCGUCUACAAGCUGCCGGGAAAGAGCAGGUCUGGGGACGCGACCGGGAGCGGGCUGCGGUACAAGUACCUGGACGCGGACUCCGGAGGCUGGCGCGAUGGCGUGGCGCCCAUCAACAGCUCGGCGGGGGCUGUGGGUCGCAGCCUGCUGCCACUGUACCGGAGCAACGCCAGCCAGCUCGCCUUCCUGCUGUACAAUGACCAGCCGCCUUUGCCAAACAAGCUUCCCGGCACUGCCAGCCGUGGGCACACAAAGGGGGUGCUGCUCCUGGACCAAGAAGGGGGCUUCUGGUUGAUCCACAGCGUGCCUGGAUUCCCUCCACCUGCCUCCUCUGCGGGGUACAGCUGGCCUCCUAGUGCCCGAGUCUAUGGCCAGACCCUGCUCUGUGUGUCUUUCCCCCUCUCCCAGUUCCUGAUGAUUGGCAAACAACUGACCUACACCUACCCCUUGGUGUAUGACCACAACCUGCAAGGGGACUUUGCCCAGAAAUUCCCUGACCUGGAGGAGGUGGUUGAGGGCCACCAUGUUCAGCGAGGACCCUGGAACAACAGUGUGACCCUCACAUCUCGGGCAGGAGUCACCUUCCAGAGCUUUGCCAAGUUCAGGAACUUUGGAGAUGACCUCUACUCCGGCUGGCUAGCAACAGCCCUUGACAGCAACCUACAAGUCCAAUUCUGGCACAAAUCUGCUGGCAUUCUGCCCUCCAACUGCUCAGGUGGCCAUGAUGUCCUGGAUGUGACCCAGAUAGGCUUCCCUGGGCCAGCUGCGCCAACCUUCAGUUCCACAAAUGACCACUCCAAGUGGUGUGUAGCCCCCAAAGGACCUUGGACCUGUGUGGGAGACAUGAAUCGGAACUUGGGAGAGAAACAGCGGGGUGGGGGCAUACUGUGUGCCCAGCUGCCUGCUCUCUGGAAGGCCUUCCAGCCAUUGGUGAAGGCUUGGGAACCCUGUAAGGACCCUUAGUGGUGCUGUGGUUAAGCGCUCAGCUGCUGCCAGGUUGGUAGUUCAAACCCGCCAACUGCUUGGCAAGAGACAUGGCAGUUGAUGCCUGCAAUGUCCACGCCUGUUAAGCCAUGGAAGCUUCUAGGGCAGUUGUACUCUGACAAGAGGGUUACUGAGAGUCCGAAUGGAUGCACCAAAUGGCAACCGGUUUUGGUUACUGGGAACCCUGAAGGCAGGCAGGUUGAAUUCCAGACUCCCAGUUGUAUGGAUUAUGUGCCCUAAGCUCUCUGUAACUCAAAGCUCUCACCUGCGGAAGCGGCCAUCGUAACACGAGCCGCUCAGGAUUUUUGAGUAGUAAAAGAAAAUGGUUAGA
Molecule: messenger RNA, 1612 nt
Organism: Echinops telfairi (small Madagascar hedgehog)
Lineage: Eukaryota; Metazoa; Chordata; Mammalia; Afrosoricida; Tenrecidae
Gene: DNASE2
Product: deoxyribonuclease 2, lysosomal
Exons: 6
Coding region: 199-1260 (353 amino acids)
Biological process (GO): apoptotic DNA fragmentation
Molecular function (GO): deoxyribonuclease II activity
Source: RefSeq, a predicted model, not a curated record